Scylla paramamosain (green mud crab) is the source of this 1183-nucleotide messenger RNA. It is a transcript of the gene Tim23, whose product is annotated as mitochondrial import inner membrane translocase subunit Tim23-like. The record is from RefSeq and is a predicted model, not a curated record. Gene Ontology annotation, cellular component: mitochondrial inner membrane; TIM23 mitochondrial import inner membrane translocase complex. Lineage: Eukaryota; Metazoa; Arthropoda; Malacostraca; Decapoda; Portunidae. Gene Ontology annotation, molecular function: transmembrane protein transporter activity. Gene Ontology annotation, biological process: protein import into mitochondrial matrix.
AUGGCCAUGGAUAACCGCAGCGGAGGCAUAUUAGGCCUGGUGAACCCCUCCUAUGGCGCCUCAGACCCCGGCAUGAACGUCCCGCUGACCUCCAAGCCAGGCCUGUCACAGCUGUCCCCAUACUUGAACUUUGACCCCAGCUACCUGCAGACGACUCAGCCGGAGUUUAUUGCAUUGGAGGGACAGCCGCAGAGGAGGGGACGCUUCGAACUGGCCUUCUCCCAGAUUGGAGGGUCGUGCCUGGUGGGGGCUGGGCUGGGGGGCGGCCAUGGCUUGUACCGUGGCUUGGUGGAGACAGCUGCCUCUGGUCACACUGGCAAGAUUAGGAGGACCCAACUCCUCAACUACAUCAUGAAGCGCGGGUCAGCGUCGGCAAACACCCUUGGAGUCGUCGCGUUUAUGUAUUCGGGACUUGGCUGGAUGAUCUACUAUUUCCGCGGCAACCAGGAGGACCACCUAAAUACAGUCUCUGCCGCCACUCUCACCGGACUGCUGUAUAAGUCCACAGCCGGUCUGAAGAAGUGUGCGGCCGGUGGUCUGGUUGGAUUAGGCCUGUCGUUGGCUGUCGUCGCCUUCUCCUCCAGGGAUAAGCUCAAGGAUCAGUACGGACAUCACUUCUAGGUGUUUGUGGGGUGUUUGUGUGUGUGUGUGUGUGUGUGUAUAGGGUGUGUGGAGGUAGAGAGGUAGAGAGAGGGAGAGAGCAGAGGGGUGAAGAGAGAGAAAAAUGAAAGGGAGGAGAAAGAGAGAGAGAGAGAGUACCAUUCUGACGUGAGAGAAAGAAAAGAUAAUAUAUUCUUUAUUUCUUUUGUGAGAGAGAAAGAGAAAAAGAAAAAGGGAAAAAAAUUGUUUCUUCUUAUUUUUCUAUUUGUGUGUAUAUAUAUAUAUAUAUAUAUAUAUAUAUGAGAGAGAGAGAGAGAGAGAGAGAGAUAAUGUGCUUGAACAAAUGGACAGAUGUACACAGACAAACAGAGAAGAUGACUGUGUGUGUGUGUGUGUGUGUGUGUAGUAAUGAAAGUGUUGUAUUAAUAUGUUAAGAUCUCUUUGUGACAUAUUUAAAAGAAAAUUAAUUCAUUACCGAGAUUAUAGUGUUCUCUCUCUCUCUCUCUCUCUCUCUCUCUCUCUCUCUCUCUCUCUCUCUCUCUCUCUCUCUCUCUCUCUCUCUCUCUCUCUCUCUCUCUCUCUC